AUGUCGACCACAGACUCUGUGAGAGAGUUGCCUACUGCCGAAGCAAUUACGAUCCCAAUCGAUAAGAUCUCUUCACGACUCAAUGAUAUAGAGCUCGGCGUUCGUUCGAUCAAGAGUGUUCGAUGGGUUGUAGUGUGUUUCUCACUAUAUGUCACUUGUUUCCUCUAUGGUCUCGAUACAACGAUCGCGGCUGAUGUUCAAGGCUCCAUUGUGGAAGCGUUUGGCCAUAUAGACCAACUUGCCUGGAUUGGAGCUGGUUUCCCACUAGGGUCAGUUUCAAUGGUGCUGCCACUUACUGCUGCCUUUGUCAGUUUUAAUCUCAAGUGGACAUUUAUUGCAACCGUCAUAGUGUUCGAGGUUGGCUCUGUUCUCUGUGGCGCUGCGCAAAACAUGAAUACAGUCAUUAUCGGCCGAGUUAUUGCAGGCAUGGGCGGGACCGGCAUCUAUCUUGGAAGUCUCAACUAUAUUUCCUCUUUAACUACACCAAAAGAGCGCGGUACCUACAUCACAGGAAUAGGCUUCUGUUGGGGCAUUGGAGCGGUGCUUGGACCGGUCGUCGGCGGGGCCUUUUCUGUAUCAUCUGCAACCUGGCGAUGGGCAUUUUACAUCAACCUGGUGAUUGGUGGAGUUCUCGCGCCAAUUUUCAUAUUCAUUUUGCCGUCAUUGCACCCCGUUCGAGGAGUGUCAACCCGCACAAGGCUCGCGAAUCUUGAUUUCGUCGGAUUUGUUCUUGGAUCAGGCGUAUGGGUGACCUUUGCAUUGGUGUUUACAAUGGCAGGCGGACAAUGGGCGUGGGGCGACGGAAGAACCAUCGCUAUGUUCGUUGUCUUCGGCAUUGUAUUGAUCGCCUAUGUUUUACAACAGGGCAUGUGCCUGUUUACAAGUCGAGAGACGCGAUCAUUUCCCGUGAACUUGCUAUUCACUCGGACACACUUUCUGUUAUACGUCGCCAUGGCUGCUAACGAUGCUACCCUCUUUGUCUUCCUCUAUUUCUUCCCCCUCUACUUUCAAUUUGUACACAGUGACUCGGCACUAGAAGCUGCUGUUCGACUAUUGCCAUACGUCAUUAUAAUGGUCACGUUCAAUCUGGGAGCUGGCCAUCUCUUGUCCAGAGUGAAGCGAUACAUGCCGAUCUAUAUCUUUUCUGGGGUUCUCCUGACAGUUGGAGGCUCUUUGAUGGUCGUUUAUCUCAAGCCUUCGACUACUAUAUCCGUUAUUUAUGGCCUAUCAAUUAUUAAUGCUGUUGGUACAGGUCUCACUAACCAGCUCGGCUAUGCCGUGGCGUCGCUUGUUGUGGAGCCCCAAGAAGUUGGAGAUGCAAUAAGCCUACAAAAUUUGGCGCAGUUGGGUGCCAGCCUCAUCUCCCUUGUUAUUGCUGGCCAGAUAUUCCAGGCAGAGGCAGUUAAAAACCUGGAGAGAGUGCUCAUCGGGACCAACUAUUCACACCAAGACAUAGUGGAUGCUGUAUCUGGUGCACAGAGUACGCUUUUCCAGCAAAUCAGUGGCGAGCUGCGCAAUCAAGCGGUGAAGGCAAUCACAGAGGCCAUACAGAAAGCGCUCUAUCUACUGCCAAUUGGGGGCGGCGUUCUCCUGAUGGCCGCGCUAUUCAUGAAACGAGAGAAGCUCUUUGGAGAAAUUGUGGCCGUUGGAGCUUAG
This is a messenger RNA of Trichoderma atroviride IMI 206040, 1656 nucleotides long. NCBI's taxonomy places the organism in Eukaryota, Fungi, Ascomycota, Sordariomycetes, Hypocreales, Hypocreaceae. The record is from RefSeq and is a predicted model, not a curated record.